Molecule: messenger RNA, 2382 nt
Organism: Geosmithia morbida
Lineage: Eukaryota; Fungi; Ascomycota; Sordariomycetes; Hypocreales; Bionectriaceae
Product: AP-3 complex subunit beta
Exons: 3
Coding region: 1-2382 (793 amino acids)
Biological process (GO): intracellular protein transport; vesicle-mediated transport
Cellular component (GO): membrane coat; AP-3 adaptor complex
Source: RefSeq, a predicted model, not a curated record
AUGGAGUCCGUCGCCAAGAUCUCGAGUCUCAUGGAGACGGCGAGAGAGCUCACCCUCGAUGCUGCCCAGGCGACGCGCAAUAUGCGUACGAGCUCACGGCCCAUGGAUCGAAACCAGAUGCGGAAGCUUCUCGACAGUAGGAAUGAAAGGGAGGUACUCGAGGGGCUGCGGCGCGUGAUGUCGAUGAUGUACAAGAACCAGAAGACACUCCCCUUCUUCUCAAACGUGGUCAAAAACGUCGCCUCGCCCAACCUUGACAUCAAGAAACUCGUCUACAUCUAUCUGAUCCGCCAUGCCGAGCAGGAGCCCGACCUGGCCCUGUUGUCCAUCAACACGAUACAGAAAUCCCUCUCCGACUCGAACCCCCAGGUGCGCGCCCUCGCCCUCAAGACCAUGUCGGGCAUCCGCGUCCCCGUCAUCAGCCAGAUCGUCUCCCUGGCCAUCAAGAAGGGCUCCGUCGACCUCAGCCCCCACGUCCGCAAGGCCGCCGCCCUGGCCAUACCCAAGUGCUACCGUCUCGACCCCAGCCAGGAGCCCCAGCUCGUCGAAUACCUGGCUACCCUCAUCGGCGACAAGCAGUACUACGUGGCCGGCGCCGCCGCCUCGGCCUUCCUCGAGAUCUGCCCCACCCGCAUCGACCUGAUACACAAGCACUACCGCGGCUUGGCUCGCAAGAUUGUCGACAUGGAUGAGUGGAGCCAGCUGUCCCUGAUGAGGCUCAUGUCCUACUACGCGCGGAGCUGCUUCCCUCGGCCACAGACGGACACGACGACGGAGGCCAGUGGCGGCUCCGCCAAGGAGAGCAUAGACGACUUUUACGGCCAAGCUGCUGCUGCCGCCGGCUCGGGUGCCUCGCCGUCGUCGCUGGACCCUGACCUAGUCCUCCUGCUCAACGGGAUCCAGCCACUACUCCAGAGCCGCAACUCGGCCGUCGUCGUCGCCGUGGUCAGAUGUUACGUGGAGAUUGGCACGCCCGAGUAUGUUAGGCACGCCGUUGGCCCGCUGGUGGCGCUGCUUCGAAGCGCCCCCGACAUCCAGCAGGUGGCCCUGUACAACAUUGUGUCGGUGUGUCUGAUGCGGCCCAAGGACUUUGUCAGGUACGCCAGCCACUUCUUGGUGCGGGCAACGGACGCCGAGCCCGUGUGGGAGCUCAAGCUAGAGGUGUUGGCCAUCAUCUUUCCACACAGUCCGCUGCACGUCAAGAGUCUGAUCCUCAAGGAGCUGGAACACUUCUCACAGGGGACCGACAAGGCUCUGGUGCGGGAGGCAGUGCGUGCCAUCGGCCGCUGCGCCCAGUCGGAUUCCAAGACGGCUCCCCGCUGCCUACGGCUCCUCCUGGGUCAGAUCACCAGCCUCGACGGUACCCUGGCGGCCGAAUCGCUGACUGUCAUCCGGCACCUAAUCCAGCAGGACGCCGAGGGUCACGUCGGCACCGUGGUACGCCUGGCCAGGAACCUCGACUCGGCCACGGAUCCGCAGGCCCGCGCCACCAUCAUCUGGCUCGUGGGUGAGUUCUCAGGCAUGAAUGGCGAGGACAACAUCGCCCCGGACGUUCUGCGUAUUCUUCUCAAGGGAUUCGCCAACGAGUCCGAGGCGGCCAAGCAGCAGAUCCUUCUCCUGGCCGCCAAGGUGUACCUUCAUUACGUGAACCGUAAAGAGGAGGCAAAGGGCAACAGGAAACGGGAAGAGAGAGAGGAGGCUCAGGAUGACGUUGAUGGCGAGCUCUCCUCGCAGCAGAAGGACAACGAUGAGAUCGACGACGAACACCCCGUCGCCCGUCUAUGGGAGUAUGUACUUCUGCUCGUCCGCUACGACACGUCGUACGACCUGCGCGACCGCGCGAGGAUGUACCGCGCCCUCCUGGCUGUCCCGCAGCUCGCCACGCUCAUGCUGCUGGCGCCGAAACCGGCACCCCAAGCCCCCAGCCCGUCCGAGUCGCGCAGGGGCUUCCUCCUGGGAUCAUCUACCCUUGUGCUCGGCGGCGGCGGCGGCCUCCAUGGCAUCCCCGGAUACCAACCGCUGCCCGACUGGGUAAGACCAGGCCAGGAGCCCGACCCCAGGCUGCGCGAUUCAGAACAGCACCUCAACACUGCUAGGUACGGCGACAACGGCGACAGCGGCAGCAGCAGAGUUGCCACUCCGGCAGGUGAGAUGCUCGAUGAUGCUGCCAGGAGCCACCCCAUGAAGGCGAAUGGAUCGUCUCAGGGAGAAGGCGUGGGUACCAAGACGUUAGACGACUGGCUGGCAGAGGAAGAGGAGGAGGAGAGCGAAGAGACGGAAGAGGAAGAAGAAGAAGGAGAGAGCGAGGAGGAGAGUGAAGAGGAAAGUGAGGAAGAGGAGAGUAGCGAUGACGAAGAGGGUGACAGGCUGGUCAAAUCGUAG